Molecule: messenger RNA, 1077 nt
Organism: Fraxinus pennsylvanica
Lineage: Eukaryota; Viridiplantae; Streptophyta; Magnoliopsida; Lamiales; Oleaceae
Source: the annotation of a GenBank genome assembly
AUGGAUUCUGCUCUGUUUGUUAUUUUAUUUUUUGCCUGUUUUACAUGCACCUCUUUUGCUUAUCAAUUUAAUGUUGGAGGCAAGACUGGAUGGGUCGUGAACCCUUCUGAAAAUUACAAUAAUUGGGCUGGAAGAAUGAGAUUUCAAGUCAAUGAUACUCUCUUGUUCAAAUACAAGAAAGGAAUGGAUUCUGUGCUGGUGGUGAAUAAAGAUGAUUAUGAAAAGUGUAAUACAGAGAAGCCAAUAAUCAGAAUGGAAGAUGGAAAUUCAGUGUUCAAGUUUGAUCGAUCGGGGCCUUUUUAUUUUAUUAGUGGAAAUAAAGGGAAUUGUGAUAAAGGUCAAAAGAUGAUUAUUGUUGUUUUGGCUGUGAGGAACUAUAACAAGCCACCUUUUGUGCCGGUUCCAGGAAAGGCUCCGCCUCCGAAAGGAGGUGCCGGCCAUGCUCCGUCAGCUUCACCACCAAAAGGGUCUUAUCCUGGUUCGCCGUUACUUUCUCCGGGGUCACCAUCUGGACCAGCCAUGUCACCAUUUCCGGCAGGGAAACCACCGCCAACGGCCCUAACACCGGGAUUGUCACCCUCUCCGGCAGGCCAUGGCAACGUUCCAUCUCCCGGAUCCACCUCUCCAUCGCCUUCUCCGGCAGGCCAUGGCAACGUGCCAUAUCCCGGAACCACCUCUCCAUCGCCUUCCCCGGCAGGGGUGCCAUAUCCCGGAACCACCUCUCCAUCACCUUCUCCAGCAAGCCAUGGCAACGUGCCAUCUCCCACGGCCACCUCUCCAUCAACCGGUGGUUCCGCCACUUCUCCAUCGAUCUCUCCAAGUCCUGCCAACAUGCAAUUUACCCCGGCAACCUCUCCAUCGCCGUCUACCGUAACUCCAUCGACGCCUGGGUCAAUUUCACCGUCACCUUCGUCAACCACGCCAGGGCUACCGGGUGUAUCUCCUCCAGGGACCAAUGGCACUUCUCCGAGCUCCGGUAACAAUACGGCGAACGAUAAUACAAACGGUGGUUCACAGUCUUCAAUGUCGACGGUCUCACUUAUCUUAAGUGUGGCUUUAUUGUCUCUCCUUAAUUAG